Molecule: messenger RNA, 194 nt
Organism: Ambispora gerdemannii
Lineage: Eukaryota; Fungi; Glomeromycota; Glomeromycetes; Archaeosporales; Ambisporaceae
Source: the annotation of a GenBank genome assembly
AUGUCAAUGAUGUGGUGGAAUGUCAUUGAUGAUAAUUAUCCUCAUUUACAAAUAGUUGCUAAAAUGAUUUUUUCAAUUACUUCUUCUCAAGCUUCUUGUGAACAAAAUUUUUCCAUUCUCAAAUGGUUUUGCAAAGAUAACAGAACUCGUUUAAAUACCUUAAAAUUAGAAGCAAUGGCAAAAAUUCAUUCUUG